Molecule: messenger RNA, 432 nt
Organism: Symbiodinium necroappetens
Lineage: Eukaryota; Dinophyceae; Suessiales; Symbiodiniaceae
Source: the annotation of a GenBank genome assembly
AUGAACGGAGCAGAAGCCGUGGUUAUGGCCAAAUGGCUGAUGGGACUGACGAUUGCGGAUGCCGCACGCAAUCCGGGAAGUGUGCAUCAUGAGCUGCGGGCAGCAGUUUUCAUAAACUUGGUCCGGAUGCGGAAUGCAAUCUCCAUGAAGGGGGACAACCACCACUGCACACUGAGCCCAGAGAAUGUUCUCAAACUGCAGCAAGCGAACUACUUGUAUCAUAGUGCACUCAACAGUUUGGCCACAGAAGCGAUCGAUAAUGGGCGCUUAUUGUGGAAGCUGCGUCCCAAAUUCCACAAGCUCGAUCACAUUGCCUAUGAUCAAGCCGCAAGAAUCAACCCCAUUGUCCUCAGCUGCUACAUGGAUGAAGAUGCAGUCGGGAAGAUCAAAAGAAUGGCAAUGAAGUCUCACCCUUUACAACUCGGCAGACAG